ACUAUCUUUAACUACAAGUCCCUUUCUGUAUCAAUAUUCUGAGAGAAAGUACACACCCAACACAAGUGCCACCACAUGACACAACCCCCAAAUCUGAAAUCACAAAUGUCAAAGUCACCCCAAAUGCAAUACAAGAAUCUGGGCCGCUCCGGCCUCAAAGUCUCCCAGCUCUCCUACGGCGCCUGGGUCAGCUUCGGCAACCAGCUGGACGUCAAAGACGCCAAGGCCCUCCUCCAGUGCUGCCGUGACCACGGCGUCAACUUCUUCGACAAUGCCGAGGUCUACGCCAACGGCCGGGCCGAGGAAAUCAUGGGCCAGGCGAUUAAGGAACUGGGCUGGAAGAGAUCCGACAUCGUCAUCGCCACCAAGAUCUUCUGGGGCGGCCCGGGCCCGAACGAUAAAGGGCUGUCGAGAAAGCAUGUGAUCGAGGGUGUUCAAGGGUGUUUGAAGAGGCUGGAGAUGAGUUAUGUUGAUUUGAUUUAUUGUCAUAGGCCGGAUACGAGUACGCCGAUUGAGGAGACGGUGAGGGCGAUGAAUUAUGUGAUUAAUAAAGGGUGGGCCUUUUAUUGGGGGACGAGUGAGUGGUCUGCACAGCAGAUUACUGAGGCUUGGGGUGUGGCGGAGAAGUUUGGGCUUAUUGGGCCUGUGGUGGAACAGCCUGAGUAUAAUCUCUUGUCUAGGCAUAAGGUUGAAGUUGAGUUCCUCCCUUUGUACACCAACUAUGGCCUUGGUCUUACUACAUGGAGUCCACUAGCCUCAGGAGUUCUAACCGGAAAAUACAACAGUGGAAAAGUUCCAGAAAACAGCAGAUUUGCACUGGAAAACUAUAAGAAUCUUGCAAAUAGAACAUUGGUGGAUGAUGUCCUUAAUAAAGUAAGAGGACUAGAACCAAUUGCUAAGGACUUGGGAGUCCCAUUAGCUCAGCUUGCAAUCGCUUGGUGUGCUGCAAAUCCAAAUGUUUCAUCAGUUAUCACUGGUGCGACCAAGGUUCAUCAGGUCGAGGAGAAUAUGAAAGCAAUCAAUGUUAUUCCGUUGCUUACACCUGAGAUUAUGAACAAAAUCGACGCUAUUGUUCAGAGCAAGCCCAAACGUCCAGAUUCAUAUAGGUGAAUGGUUGAUAUUUCUAGGUAUUUAUGUAAAGGACAGAGAUUUGUGUUGGUGCACAUAUUAUAUUUCUGUUCCCAUCAUUGAGUGUAUCAUAUUUGGAACCCCAUAAAGGCAAGUUUGCAUUAUGGCUGAGAUGGAAAUUACUCCAUCUUGAUUUUUACUUUUAUUUAAUUUUCUGCUAAGGAUUCAUGGUACUUUUAUUAUCCAUUGUUCCUGA
This is a messenger RNA of Daucus carota subsp. sativus, 1324 nucleotides long. Its product is annotated as probable voltage-gated potassium channel subunit beta. The coding region runs from base 76 to 1110 and encodes 344 amino acids. Lineage: Eukaryota; Viridiplantae; Streptophyta; Magnoliopsida; Apiales; Apiaceae. The transcript is spliced from 4 exons. The record is from RefSeq and is a predicted model, not a curated record.